UAAGCUUCCAGUUUUGAAUAGAAGAACAAAACCAAUAGUCCAACUCUGACCAAAAUCAAAAUCCCCAAAAAUGGCAGCUACAGAUUAGAAAUUCGCCGGAUAAUUCGUCUUCGUCUUCCCCCUCCGGCAAUUGAAAAUGGAUCCGGAGCAGACCUUUAUACGGGUGCAGGAGCGCUUUUCUGAGAUGCUCACCCCCAAAAUCAGAGCUAAGUUGGAGUACUUUUUCCUCUUAUUGGCCAUCACCCUCUUCUGUAUCCUCGUUGUUAUGCACGCCAAUUAUGUUCAGCAGCCUGGCUGUUCCAGUGAGUUCUCUAGUGCCCAAAUGUCUGAUGCUCAGCUUAUUCAGAUUAAGAUCACCAGCGCUGGCUUGUGGGCUCAUAAUGAGCCCAAUAAUCAGGACAUAGACGUUCAUAAUAAAGAAACGAGUGCUGAAAGUGAGGAACCUACCAAUGUGGAUGGCGGAGGUCCACCUCAUUUGGCUGCAAAUUCAUGGUUGAGCUGGAUAAGCUCUGAUGCAAAGAUGGUGAAAUCUCAACUAGAAUUUUCGAAGACUGAUAGUGAUGUUUUAGAAUCCCAAAGAGAAAAUUCUAUCAGCAGUGAAAGGUUUAAGCCUGCAUCUGAUGACAUGGUGAUAAAAGCCAGUGAAGACGUGCCCCGCAAUAGGUUUUUCGUUUCGCCAAAGGAAUCUCUUAGGGCGGCUAUAUGUCAUAUUGGUAGAAAGUGGCAUGGCCGUUUGUCUUUCUUUCUGAGAUUAGCAAGGCGAAUUCUUGGAGGAAACCAUGUGCACUUCUUUUUUGAGAUAUUAUUUUACGCGGCAGACAUACUUUGCAAAGCAGUUCUAAGUAACCAGAGCCCCAUACUCAUGCAGGAUGUUGCUGGUAUUAAUCUGAAUUUCGAUAUUCCAAAGUGGCUAAAGAUCUUACAUUUGGACAGGUUCAACUCCUAUGCAGUGCAGUGGCUAGAGAAGAGAAGCAAGGCAUUUGAACCAGCUUAUUUGUAUACAAUGGAAAAGGGUUAUUUUUUGUUGCCUGAAGAGGCUAGAUCAAGGCAUGGAAUUCGUACAAUUAAUAUCAGUAUUUCAGCUCGACAUAAUUGCUUUGGCAACCGGUGGCAGCAGUUGUUGAUAAACAGGGUUGUAGGAUAUGACACUAUUUUGAUGAAUAGUUUAUUGAAUUCACCUGGCCAAGGUUACCUUUUUAAUUACCAAACAAAGGAGUUUUAUAACCUUACCUAUGCUCACGAGCAGCCUGAAAGUUCUGCAAAAUUUGGAGACUAUCUUGUGACCAAGUGCGGUGUAUUAUUGAUGUCACUAUUUGUUUUCUUCACAACCACAAUGUCAAUUUCAUUUACACUGAGAGAGACGCAGACGCGUAUGCUGAAGUUUACAGUGCAGCUCCAGCAUCAUGCUCGACACAGGCUUCCAACCUUUCAACUGAUUUUUGUGCAUGUAAUAGAAUCGCUUGUUUUUGUACCGAUAAUGAUUGGAAUACUAUUUUUUCUAUUUGAGUUUUAUGAUGAUCAGCUUCUGGCUUUCAUGGUCUUGAUUCUUGUCUGGAUCUGUGAACUCUUCACACUUAUCAGUGUCCGUACACCAAUAUCAAUGAAGUUCUUUCCUCGCUUCUUUUUGCUCUACUUUUUAGUGUUCCACAUAUACUUUUUCUCCUAUACAUAUGGGUUUUCUUAUUUAGCUCUCUCAACUUCUGCUGCAUUUAUGCAACACCUCGUCCUCUAUUUCUGGAAUAGAUUUGAGGUUCCUGCUUUGCAGAGGUUUAUGCAAAAUCGCAGGUCACAUUUUCAGCAUCAUCCAGAUUUUCAUAUCACAUCCUCUACUAUCUUGGCGUCAACAUUACGCAUCACAAGAUUAAAUACAAGGAACCCCGGAGCUGUGAACACAGAUAUGGCAUCUGCGCCAGUAGCUCGAGGUGGAGGAACGCCUAGAAAUGCUGCAGCUGGUCCUGAGGAACAGCCUAACUAAUAGGUUAGUUAGGCAAUCCUCCGAAUGUCGGCGAGCAACCUGUCAUUCGUCAGCCGGAGGGCGGAGGGAAUCCUGGGGCCAUGAGUUCGUUUAGUUCGCUGCUGUUGUGGAUCCUUGGGGGAGCUUCAUCAGAGAGCCUCAACUCCUUCCUGUCCAUAUUUCGAGACUUGAGAGAUCAAGGCCAGGUUUACGCAGAACCUCCACGGGCACCACAGAACAAUGAAUGAGGUAUCCCUGGAUAUCUAUCUAAUACCUCUGAAAGUGAGGAUUAGCAUCAACACAUGGAGUCAAAAUUCAGUAGAGAAAGCAAUAUACCUAAUACAAAUGUUAUUCUACUCUAAUACCAUGUACAUAACAAGUGAGUAGCACUUCCAGAACUUCCAAGUAAAGAAGGCAGUUUCUAUGAGCAAAUCCAACUCUGUUUUGUGUUGUGACUUUGAAAUACAAAAAUAGGGAGGAAUAUCUAUCAGUUUGUAUGAUGUAGUAACAAUGACUUGAUUUUUGAGAAAAUUCAAAAAGCCAUAGACAGAAAGUAGGGAUUUGUUUAGAGAUAUGGAGAAUUUAUGUAAAGACUAAACUACAUAUUAUCUGCACUUAUACUAUCCAUUUUGCUA
Salvia splendens (bonfire salvia) is the source of this 2589-nucleotide messenger RNA. RefSeq names its product membralin-like protein At1g60995. NCBI's taxonomy places the organism in Eukaryota, Viridiplantae, Streptophyta, Magnoliopsida, Lamiales, Lamiaceae. The transcript has 14 exons. Gene Ontology annotation, cellular component: endoplasmic reticulum. Gene Ontology annotation, biological process: response to endoplasmic reticulum stress; positive regulation of ERAD pathway. Bases 137 to 1975 code for a protein of 612 amino acids. The record is from RefSeq and is a predicted model, not a curated record.